UUAUAGACGAUUCAACGACCGAGACCGAGUCGUUUUGCUUCGCGCCAUCCCCCUUCUUUUCUCUCUCUCUCUCUGUUUGUGUUGGGAAGAAUUGAAGGAAGGAAUGGAGACAAAUCUGGAGCCAUGGAAUCGGUUGGAGGGAAAGGUAGUAAUGGUGACAGGGGCAUCUUCAGGGCUAGGGAGAGAGUUCUGUUUGAAUCUCGCCAUGGCAGGCUGCAACAUUAUCGCCGCGGCUCGUAGAAAGGAUCGAUUAAAGUCUCUCUGCGAAGAAAUUAACCAAAACUCGAAAGCUUCAAUUUCAUCUACAGGAACCGUAGCUGUUGCGGUAGAGCUUGACCUGAGCGCCGCGGGGCCUGUGAUCGAUGCGUCUGUGCAGAUUGCUUGGGAUGAGUUCGGCCGGAUCGAUGCGUUGGUUAACGCCGCCGGAGUAAGAGGUACAGUGAGAUCCCCCAUAGAUUUGUCUGAAGAGGAAUGGAAUAGUACUGUGAAAACAAACCUAACGGGUUCUUGGCUAGUAACUAAGUCUGUGGGUCGUCGCAUCAGUGAAAAUGGUCUGAAAGGAUCGGUUAUGUUUAUUACAUCUAUUGGUGGAAUCCAGCGUGGAGAGUUACCCGGUGGUACUGCCUAUGUUGCCUCAAAAGCUGGUCUAAAUGCCAUGACUAAGAUAAUGGCCAUAGAGUUGGGGCCACUCAACAUAAGAGUGAACUCAAUAGCUCCUGGGUUGUUCAAGUCAGAGAUAACAGAAGGACUUAUGCAGAAAGAUUGGCUCAACAAUGUGGCUUUGAGGACUGUCCCUCUAAGAAAAUUUGGCACAAUUGACCCAGCAUUGACAUCACUCAUCCGUUUUCUGAUCCAUGAAUCCUCAGGCUACGUUUCAGGCAAUGUGUUCAUCGUUGACUCAGGAAACACCCUACCUGGUUUCCCCAUUUUCUCUUCCCUUUAGUAAUAUUCAUUUCUCUCUCUCUCUCCAAAAUGAAAAUUUGAAUUCUAUUUACUUGAUCUCCUGAUACUUUUCAACAAUUUAGGCAAUGGGUUUUCAAUAUUAAUGUCGGAUGUAUCAUCCCAUAAUAUAUAAGAAUUUAAUUGGAAGAGUACCAAUGUGUGACACUUAUUUAUUUUUUAGGUAGAAUGAUUUAAGAAUUUAAUUUGAAAA
Macadamia integrifolia is the source of this 1153-nucleotide messenger RNA. RefSeq names its product 3-oxoacyl-[acyl-carrier-protein] reductase FabG-like. The record is from RefSeq and is a predicted model, not a curated record. Bases 104 to 943 code for a protein of 279 amino acids. The transcript is spliced from 3 exons. NCBI's taxonomy places the organism in Eukaryota, Viridiplantae, Streptophyta, Magnoliopsida, Proteales, Proteaceae.